Molecule: messenger RNA, 1755 nt
Organism: Hemibagrus wyckioides
Lineage: Eukaryota; Metazoa; Chordata; Actinopteri; Siluriformes; Bagridae
Gene: matn3b
Product: matrilin 3b
Exons: 6
Coding region: 37-1542 (501 amino acids)
Molecular function (GO): calcium ion binding
Source: RefSeq, a predicted model, not a curated record
CGGAGCCUGGAUCUUUAAAAGUACUGAGCUCUUCAGAUGGUCAAUAGAGCAAACCGAGCUGCACGACGCACACUUGAGGAACCUGAGAUGGUCAGCAGCAGCAUGGCCCAGUCUGGACGCUCGUUGAUGUGUUUCCUGACAGCACUGAAGAUGAUGAUGAUGAUGAUGAUGAUGAUGAUGAUGAUGAUGAAGGCCGAGGCGACGUUCGGGCCGUACGGAUUUACCCAGGAUAGACCUGGAGUGAGACACAGACCACUGACCUACAGCAGACCUGCUCAUGGAAACAACAUCAACUUCGGAGCUUAUGCCAUUAACCCCAGGUUUUACGGGAAUUUCCAUCAUCAGCCUCCUUGGAUGUGGCCCAUGUUUCCUCACCACCGUCCCGUGUUCCCUGUCCACCGUCCAGCUGUGCCGGUGAUGCCUCCAAAGCUAGUGCUGACCAAGCCAUGUGUCACAGUGCCACCUGCUGUACCACCCACAGUACCACCUGCAGUAUCACCCUCUGUGCCACCCUCUGUGCCACCCUCUGUAUCACCCUCUGUACCACCCACAGUGCCACCCGCAGUGUCCAUUCCACCCGUAAGCACUCCUCCGGUCCCUCCUCCCACUUUACCCACCACCACACCCACCACGAUGCCCUCCACACUGCCACCCAGCACCCUGAGUGCCCCUGCUGCUCCUCCCACUCCUCCAGCUCCGGCGGAGGUGUGCAAGAGCCGCCCGCUGGACCUGGUGUUCAUCAUCGACAGCUCUCGUAGCGUCCGUCCCGCCGAAUUCGAGAAGGUCAAAGUGUUCCUCUCGGACAUGGUGGACUCGCUGGACAUCGGCCUUGAUGCCACGCAUGUUGGACUGGUCAACUACGCCAGCACGGUCAACAUCGAGUUCCUCCUGAUGACGUACCCCAACAAAGCAGAUCUCAAACGCGCCUUUUCUCGAGUCGAGCCGCUCUCCACAGGCACCAUGACCGGCUUGGCCAUCAAAACAGCUAUGGAGCGCACCUUCUCUGCCGAGUCCGGUGCCAGGCUGGCCAAUGAAAACAUCCCGAAGGUGGCCAUCAUCGUGACGGACGGACGGCCGCAGGAUAAAGUGGAGGAGGUGUCUUCUGCAGCCAGGGCUGCUGGGAUCGAGAUCUACGCCGUUGGAGUGGACAGAGCCGACAUGAAAUCUCUGCAAGCCAUGGCCAGCCAGCCGCUGGACGAUCACGUGUUCUACGUGGAGACGUAUGGUGUGAUCGAGAAACUCACGUCCAAGUUCAGGGAAACUCUCUGUGGUAUGGAUGCAUGCGCCCUCGGACACCACUGUGAGCACGAAUGCGUGAACAGCUACAACUCUUACUACUGCAAGUGCAGGGAGGGACAUGUGCUUAACCCGGACAAGAAAACCUGCUCACAGGCCAAGGAGGCUCGCAGUGACUUGGUGGAGGACGCCUGCAUGUGUGAAGCACAGAUCGCGUUCCAGAAGAAAGUCCAUCACAGUAUUAAAGAGAUAAACAACCAACUGGAUGAUCUCUCGAGACGAGUGGAUCAGUUCCAGCUGCGCUGAAUCCACUCACACACACAUCACAUCGCUAACACACGGCAAGUUGCCGAGCCUCCUGGACGUUCCUCUUUCCUCUGCUGCUUUGCUGCAUUUAUCUUUAAAAACGUGUGUUUAUCUAAACUGAAGUAACUCAGUAAGAUUACUGUUCACUUAAACUAACCUGAAAUCCGUCGUAGAAAAAACUGCGUCCUGCUCUUUAAGGACUCGUUGCUUGUU